Messenger RNA from Cladocopium goreaui, 1249 nucleotides. The record is from the annotation of a GenBank genome assembly. Lineage: Eukaryota; Dinophyceae; Suessiales; Symbiodiniaceae.
GCUCGGUCCACUCCGAAAAGGCAAUGCAGAGAGAAGCACGUCUUGGUCAAGUGGCACCCAGGUCAGACCUAGGCGUGCCCUCUCAGAUGAUUCCAUGACUGUGGCAGAGCUUGCGGAAAGGCUGCGGGGAAAAGGACUGCAGACUGAUGACAGGACGGAUGUACAAGCCGGCCACAUGCUAGCGGACUUGAUUGAGCACCUUGCUGCAAACAAGAACAAGGCGGAACAGGAAGCAGAAUCCCUUUUUGCAGAACUGCUUGCUUUGGAUGAUGCUGCAAGCAAGGACGAUUACUUCGAUCCUGCUUCUGGUGCAUGGGAUGUGGACGGUUUGAAGGAUGACCUGCGCUUAGCGAAGGCUGCUGCUGCUGCCCCACCAGUGCAACCGGCACAACCAGUGCAAGCUGCAACACCUGCGCAACCAGCGGCCGCAGCACGACAGGUUGGUGAGGGAGAAUCCCUUUUUGCAGAGCUGCUUGCUUUGGAUGAUGCUGCAAGCAAGGACGAUUACUUCGAUCCUGCUUCUGGUGCAUGGGACGUGGACGGUUUAAAGGAUGACCUGCGCUUAGCGAAGGCGGCAAAGGCCUCGUCUUCAAGACCCCCACAAGCUGCACAAGCUGCGCAAGCUGCACCAACCGAAGCAGAAGUCCUUUUUGCCGAGCUUCAUGCUGUUGAUGGCUUAGUCUCCAAGGAGGAUUACUACAAUAGCGCUACUGGCGCAUGGGACGUCGAAGGACUUCAAGAUGAUUUGAAGCUAGCUCAGGCUUCGGUCAGCAAUUUUCAAGAUGGCUCCGGGCUCCUUGCAGAGCUGCGAGUUUUUGAUGACUCUUUGAACAAGGAGGAUUACUUCGAUGAAGCUUCGGGCACGUGGGACAUGGACGGGCUGCAAGAUGAUUUGCGCUUGGCAAAGGAACGAGCGCGAGAGAAGUUGGAGGCCGUACAUCCAAAUGGUGUAAAUGGCCAGGCAGAAAAUGGGGAGCUCCUGUUCCAACAACUGCGGAACUUAUCCCCAAAGGCCCUCCAGGAGGACUACAUGGUGGAUGGGACAUGGGAUUUGGAAGCUUUGAAGGUGGACUUUGAACUCGUCUCCAGAAUGAACCCCGAAGAACUUCUCCGAGAGUUGCAGAGAUUCAGUCCUGGAGCUGUCAAGGAGGACUACUUCGAUGAGGCCACGUUGGAAUGGGACAUGGAAGGACUGCAAGAAGAUUUGCAACUUUCACGUGCGCAACACCCGCAAUCAGUCUUUGGCUGA